Molecule: messenger RNA, 4347 nt
Organism: Aspergillus mulundensis
Lineage: Eukaryota; Fungi; Ascomycota; Eurotiomycetes; Eurotiales; Aspergillaceae
Exons: 4
Coding region: 1-4347 (1448 amino acids)
Biological process (GO): regulation of transcription by RNA polymerase II
Cellular component (GO): mediator complex
Molecular function (GO): transcription coregulator activity
Source: RefSeq, a predicted model, not a curated record
AUGCGCAGCCAGGAUGGAUUCUCCAACGUCUACUGGAGGAUCUACACCGAGGAUAAUGGCACUAAUCCUCCAGGCGAUGGCCCCAACAAUGGGCAUACUGUUCUAAAACAUAUUAGCCGCCUCAAAGAGCUCGAGCUUCGGUUAAGGUGUCAAGGUAGCUUAGUAUUGAGUUACCCGAGACGCCUUGGUCUUUUGAUAUUUUCCGCCACACCGGACUUUGAUCAUCUCCCGUCGGCGAUUUCGAGUGAAGGCGGGGAUCAAUCAAAUCGCCUUCUUGUUGGUUCCACGGUUCUUAAAGUUUGGACCUCGGGGAGUGUCUCUUGUGCAGAUCUGGCGAAGAGCCACCGGUCAGAUCUCCAAACCACAGGCGCCAAUUCCCCGGCGCCGUCACAACGGCUGCAAAGCGGCUCUGUGCAACCUCGGCGAGUGGACAAUUCGGGCGGUUCAGCGGCAAUCUACGCCUCAUUUAUCUCAGCUGUUACCGCCGCAUUAAGUCUUCAGAUGGUCCGACAGAACAAUGCCAUUCCCCUUGGGCCGCGCACUCUCUUCAACACCGUCGAGAGCUAUCUAGAUGAGGGCCAGGACGCCGCCAACAAUGGCCCCACUUCUGUCUCAGCACUGACCUCCCUCCAAAUCCAACUGACUUCGGUGGGGAAGUUAACUGUCGCCCUACAGACUAUAGCACAGGCUGGUCUAAAACGGCUCAACAAUCCAGGAUCGAACAGUUCUGAGCUUUUACCUGGCAUAGAUCUUUGGCUAGCCCCCACCGGCUCAAUUGCAAGGCUAGUAACUGCUCACCCUGAAAAGAACAACCCUUCGCAUACUCUUUUGGAUUCGAACGACAUCGGACGAUGGAAACUAAACGUUCUGGAAUGGUUGGGCUUCUUUGGACUUUCUGCCGACCCUGUGGCUGAUGAUGGUUGGGUGGAGAUUGAGGUCUGGGAACCAUUCUAUUCUAAACUAUCCGGAGAAGCCGCUCGAAUGAAAGAAGAGAAAUCAUCGCUUCCACUAAAGCGCAUACUUUGGCCUGCGGUCUAUUGCUUCAGGAGGAUGAAGUCUAGUCAGUCCGAAGCCUUCGACAGAACAGAGGAAAGUCUGUAUUCUCUUGGUGACCCCUUGGGUUUCGCGGAGGAAUGGUUUAAUAAGGAAGUACCCAAAGCCGUUGACAACCCCUUGGAGCUUCCUUCGGACAGCCAGGAACAACAAAUCAGCAACCACGCCACGUUAUCGCCCGGGCAUGCUAGUCUCCCAGAAGGGAUCGAAAGUCUAUCCCGAGCCUCUCUUCAUCCUGAAAUGCAGAGCGCCAGCCUUGUGUACCCUACACCGCCUGAUGGGACGACCGGCAUAGGGGUCAACCCUGCAGUGUCGUCAGCUGCAAAAAUUGCCUUAGAUUCGGAUAUGAAUAUGGACUUCGGUCCGUCAGGUGGGCUUGGCGUUGGGUCAGGACUUUAUGACACAAACGAGGAUGAUGACCUUUUUGGAGACAUUAACGAAAGGGACUUUGGUACGAAAGGGAUCACGGAUGCUGAUUUCAGUUUCUUCGAUGAGCAAGACUUUGCUCAAACUGGAAAGGACAUCGAACUUGCACAUAUCCAAGAAAGUCCCGAUUUCGCUGAAUCAAGCAAACCGGAUGCUGUUGCUGGACCCCCUGAACUAAAUGUGCCCGCUCCCAGCGACAUGCCAAUCGAUGCGGACUAUAUGCUCCAAAAAAGCCCAGAGCAUAUCAACCCUGAUUCUGCUGUUAAUCAGCCGGCUCUCUUGGAUAACGCAGUCGUAUUAUCACCUGGUCCUGACCAAGUUCAGACAGUCAGUCCUCCCCUCAGCCCUGUUGAGGUCAAGAAGAUCCUGUUUCCAGAAUCCGCUGUGACCACCAACUCCGUUGCCAAAAUUACCCACACUCCGAGCCACUACAACCCGGUUGCUUUCAGAAACAACAUGUCUUUGUGGGAUAAGAAGUAUGGCGCGGAAGGCAAGUUUUCGUUCAUGGGAGCAAACACCGCGUUUGCCCAGGAUCCUUACCAUUCUUCGGAUGGAAUUCCAACUAUUGGCCUGCCACGUCGGAAAAGCAAUAUGAAGACGUUUGCCUACCCCAACGCCGCUGAUGGCCAUGGGAGCCCUCCAAUCGAUAUGGAUUCAUCUUCAAGCACCGAUUCCAGUAGCGAAACGGACGACGAGAGUGACAAUAAUGACUUGGAGGACAAUACGCCAUCCACAACUUUGGCAACGUUGAAACGGAAGCGGGCUCGCUCCAGUCCCAUGGAAUCUCCCAAGCCGUCUUCAGAGAUGGACUCAAAGGGCGUUGAGCCGGAGAUAAAUACUUCCAGGUCUGAGGAUUCAGUCUUUUUAGGGAACUUUCUCUCUACCUUCUCCGAUUGGUCAAUCGCCGGGUUCUUUACAUUGACUGAGAACCAGGUCUUCCCGUCACUCGCAGCACGGGAUAUCCAGGUCCAAGUUGCCCAGCUUUUAGUUGAUCAAGUCACGCAAUCAUCCUUGGACCACAAACUUGACGGGAAGCUCGGUGUCACCUGUCUUGAUAACCAGCCGUUUGGAUUUCGGGAAACGCUUGAGAAUUCCGAGUAUCUUGGCGGUUUUGAGAAGCUUGAUUUGAGUAGCUUUGUGUCUUUACAAGAGCAAAGUUCGCAGAGUUUCCUUUCGCCUGAUGCCGGUCUUACACCUCGGCAAAACGUUCAGCGCAAAGAUACCGGUAAAGGGUUGAUCACGAGAUUGUCACCUCCUCAUGUACGGGUUCGGCGCGGUAAAGACUUUCUGGAGUUACUGCCUACCGCUAUAUCGUUCUGGGAGACGUUUGGCUUGGAGCCUGCUCAUGGGCCUAAGGAUGUCACUGCCUAUUGCAUACACCCUCAGUCUACGACUAGAGCAGCCGAUACAUUUAUCGACAGACUGAGUCUUCUCUACUCCAGCUGCAACCUUGGUAGCCAUUCUAGGGGAGAGGUUUCCGACGCCUUCACGAAUGGCCUAGGCGAAUGGGAUGUCACUUCAGAAAGAAAGCCGAACUAUCAGAUCGCCAUGCAGCAGCUGAAACUAGUCUGUGAAGAGCUUGGAGCCGCUCUUCUAGAUGGUAAACCAUCGAAGGAUAAUAUCGUUGUCUAUAUAAUAAACCCGUUCUCGCAUGCUGCUUCGCUGGUCGACAUUUGCGCUGCAUUCUGGUGUUUACUGCAGAACUACUUCGCCAGCGCGGACAAGCAACCUAGGCAACUAGAUGAAGUCCUACUGCAGAUUAUUCCCUUGAAUACUGUUUCAUCAGCAGACUCGUUGAUUGUUCCUCCUCAGCCGGAUUAUCUAAAUCUGGUUUUAGAAGUCUACAGCCGGUGCUCUACAAGACAAACGCAGCCGAACCUUAUCAACUGUGCGCCGCCUGUGAUGCUAGCUGAGACUGUUCCUCCAGCGAUUGGGUUCAGGCUUGCCUCUGAGCGUUCAUCUCCCCUGCAAGAAGGGAAGUGCCUUCAUGUCGCCUGCUCGAGAAGUCAAGAUCAGCGAUGGAUGACUGUGGCCUGGUCGGACAAUUCGGGUGUUCUUCAACGGACAAUGUCUUACUGUCUUCGUUUCCGGAACACUACGGCUUCCCGAACAAUUUCUGCUGUGCGCCAUGAGAUUUGGGCUGCAACAAAGGACAUUAUGGACAAGACCCAAGGCAGGUGGAGAGUCAUCAUCGUCAGUACUGACAACGUUGACCAGGAAGAAUAUGACACGUGGCUGAACCUUGCGGACCAAUACAACAAAUUACGAGCCGUGCCUGUAGAACUGGCGAUAUUGAGUGUCAAUACAGCCUCCGAUCUCUCUCUAAGUCUUCCAUCCUCGGCAUUACCAAUGAGCCUCCUCAAUUCCCAGGCUUCUUCGACUCCUAUCGCCACACCACUCCCUAGCAACUCGAUACUUUCACCGGAUGGGCUAGGCAACGCCCCAACUCCGCCCGGUGGCGCAUUGGCGCCAGCGAAUGCUUCCACUCCAACGGAUCCAUCAUUGGAAUCAGAAUCCGAGUCUGUACUCAUAGACAUUUGCGACGAAUCCUGGAGUGUUCUCUUAUCACAUCGCCUCAACGGCACUCUCCAUCUCACAGAGUACCGCCCUGCAUUAGCUAGUGGUUACCUCCUUCGCCGGCGAGGUACCGCAGAAGCUGAUGGCGUAUUCACCGUGAACGUCAACCUUAUAUUUACACAACGACCUUCAACUUCUUAUGAAUCCCUUCUUCGCGAAAUCAUAGGGAUGUAUCGGGACCUGGGCACUCUUGCGCGAGUGCGAGGCACGUGGAUUGUUCAAUCCAACACCCUUCCUUGGCAUAUUGCCACAGCAGUACGAUCUCAAGAAAUCUUGAGCUAUGUUCUGUGA